Molecule: messenger RNA, 531 nt
Organism: Cyphellophora attinorum
Lineage: Eukaryota; Fungi; Ascomycota; Eurotiomycetes; Chaetothyriales; Cyphellophoraceae
Exons: 2
Coding region: 1-531 (176 amino acids)
Source: RefSeq, a predicted model, not a curated record
AUGGAGCGGCCAAAAAGUCUGCGCUCCCAGCUUACAGGCUCAUGGUCGCUGGAAUCAUAUUAUGCCUACCUUCCCAAGGAUCCUUCGGACAUCUACCAUCCAAUGGGCCCCAACGCCACGGGCAUCAUCAUGUACGAGAUCGAGCGCAACGGCUCUCCCAUGUACACGUCCGACGGCUACAUGAGCGCCCAACUCUGCAACCCGGAGCCAUCUUCGACUGCAGCUCAGCCGUAUAUCGCCUACACAGGAGCAUUCUGGCUUGACGAAGCUGGCGACGAAAAAGGACCUCUCUUGCACCAUCAAAUGCGAGACUCGAAUUUGUCUGCAUUGAGAGGUGAUGUGCAGCGCCGAUUGAUGAAGAUCACCGACGAGAAUGACGGCAGCCGAUACUUGACGCUCGCGCCAGAAGGUCCGAUGGUGAUAGGACCGGACGGGUUGGAAAGAGUGCUUGUGGUUAGGUGGAAACGGCUGGAGGAUAAUUCUGAUGGGUUGAGAAGUCACCCGAGCAAAGAUGUUGGUGGUAAGCUGUAG